Molecule: messenger RNA, 505 nt
Organism: Culex quinquefasciatus (southern house mosquito)
Lineage: Eukaryota; Metazoa; Arthropoda; Insecta; Diptera; Culicidae
Product: aprataxin
Exons: 3
Coding region: 53-505 (150 amino acids)
Biological process (GO): single strand break repair; double-strand break repair
Cellular component (GO): nucleus
Molecular function (GO): single-strand break-containing DNA binding; DNA 5'-adenosine monophosphate hydrolase activity; single-stranded DNA binding
Source: RefSeq, a predicted model, not a curated record
AAAAAAAGAUAAAGUCCCUAGCUUUUCCAGUAUUAUCAAUUUCUGCAGAAAAAUGUUCGGGAACUUCAGAAAUAGCGACUGGAGGAACGGACUGCUCAGGGACAUGAAAGAUCCCACAAAGCAGCUGCUGCGCACGGACCUAGCGGUGGUCAUCGCCGACAAGUUUCCCCGCUCCAAGCACCACUAUUUGGUACUUCCAGUCGAGGAUAUUGACACCAUUUACGAGUUGAAGCCACAACACGCCUCACUGCUGGAGGACAUGAAGGCGUUGGGCGUGCAAAAGGUCGAGCAGCUCAAGGAUGGCUUCACGCUGGCCGACUUCCGGUUCGGGUUCCACAUGGGAGCGAAGCUGCACCGGCUGCAUCUGCACGUCAUUUCGCAGGACUUUGUGUCGGACCGGUUGCGCAAGUACGAGCAGUGGAACGGGUACAAUACGGCGUAUUUUAUGCCGUUUGAGGACAUUUUGAACGAACUUAAGGAAAAAGGAAAGAAAGGCUUUGAUUGA